Rotaria sordida is the source of this 1044-nucleotide messenger RNA. The record is from the annotation of a GenBank genome assembly. NCBI's taxonomy places the organism in Eukaryota, Metazoa, Rotifera, Eurotatoria, Philodinida, Philodinidae.
AUGUUAUCCAAUAUAAAUAAUAAAAAAGAAGUUAUUGAAAAUAAUCCAGCACUAGUCCAUCAUAUUUAUCAAUAUUUUCAAGCAGUCUAUCCUCGUCAAGAUACAAGCAGAAUGAUUGACUUUCAAAAAUCCAAACGUAUGGAAAUAUUUAAAUCAAAUUUACUAUAUGUUAUGCGGCAUAAUGAAGAUUCUUCAACAACAUUUAAAUUAAAAAUAAAUCAAAUGAGUGAUUGGACUGAUGAAGAAAGAGAUGCAUUACGUUCAGACUUAGAAGUUGAAACACCUAAUAAUCAACAACCAACAGAAUCACGUGAUGACACAAUAGUUCCACCAGAAUAUGAUUGGACUAAUCAAACGCGUGUUCCAGGCGCUGUUACACCUAUCAAAGAUCAACGUCGUUGUGGUUCAUGCUAUGCUUUUGGUAUGGUUGGAGCCUUGGAAAAAACAUAUGCAGAAAUUUAUAAAGAAUCUGGUCCACUAAGUCCGCAACAAUUAAUUGAUUGUUCAGGUCAACAUGGUUGUGAAGGAGGAGGUUUUAUUGGAUCAUUUCGUUAUAUUCAAAGAAAUGAUUAUAGACUUAAUUUGGAAAAAGAUUAUCCAUCAACAGCCGAUGGAAAAAAACAAGAGAAAUGUCAAAAUGAAAGUGGAGUACGUCUUUCGUAUAAUUCAACUCGUCAACUUCGAUAUGAACUGAUACCAUUUGGAAAUGAAGAAUAUAUGAAAAAAAUUGUUUAUGAACGAGGUCCAGUCUUUGUUUCUUUCAAUUGUGGCGUACGCAAAGGUAAUAAUACUAUUCUACGAGAAGUAUCAGAUAAAUUUGAUCAUUAUGCAUCUGGUAUUUUUGAUGUACCUGGAUGUCCAACAUUUCAAAAUCUCAAUCAUGCACCUGUUGUUGUUGGCUAUGGAACUGAAAAUGGUACUGAUUAUUGGAAAGUUAAAAAUUCAUGGGGACCAAAUUGGGGUGAUCAUGGUUAUAUCAAAAUUAGACGAAAUAAGAACAUGUGUGGAAUUGCUACUUUGACUUAUUCUGCUGGAAUCUUUUGA